UUGAAGUUUCCUCAUGUCGACCCUAAGACGCGACAAAAGCAAAUCCAAAUCCAAAGUCCGCUUAACCGAUGAACAAAUCGAAUCCUUCAAAAACGAAUAUUCCAUCGAUGAUCACGUGAUCACUCUCCGCGAACUAGAAAUCAGACACAACACCAACUUCAAACGCGGCCUUACGGAAGCCCAAGCCCACGAGCGCCUCCUCCGAGACGGCCCCAACUGUCUACAAGCCCCGCCCGCCAAAUCCCGUUGGUUAAUCUUGGCAAACUUCCUAUUUUGCGGCUUCAAUGCGCUAUUAUGGCUCGCGGUGUUUAUGGCUUUGAUCACUUUUGCCAUAACGAAGUCACAAGGGAGGCCAGCAGCCGAGGAACAACUCUAUUUUGCCACUGUUGUUUUGAUUGUCAUUCUCUUCACGGGGUUUUUCAGUUUUUAUCAAGAGGCCGCCAAUGUUGCCAUUAUUGAAGGUUUCCAAAAACUAACCCCGAAAUUCGCGACGGUUAUUCGCGACGGCGAGAGGCGUGUCAUACCAAGCGAGGACGUUGUCAUUGGUGAUUUGGUGGAGUUAAAGGCGGGGGAAUGGAUACCAGCUGAUGUCAGAGUUAUCAAAUGUCAAGCUUUGAAAGUUGACAACAGCGCAAUUACCGGCGAAUCAAAUCCACAAAGUCGUUCCAGCGAAUUAUCAGAUCCUUUAGCUCUCGAAUCGCCAAAUUUGGCAUUUUUUAGCACUUGUGCCGUCGAGGGGAGUGGCAUGGGCGUGGUCAUUAAACGCGCUGAUGAUACUCUGAUUGGUGCAAUUGCUAAUUUGGCCACAUCUCUCGAAAAAGGACAAACACCAAUCCGGAGAGAGAUCAACUAUUUUAUCAAAUUCAUUACGGUUUUGGCCUUUGGGAUUGGGACAAUGUUUUUUAUUGUUUGUUUAGCCUACGGAUAUGAUUUUUUCACAAGUUUUACUUAUUUUAUCGCUCUGAUUAUUGCAAAUGUCCCGGAAGGGCUUCCGGUCACUUUGACGGCUUGUAUGACGCUUACUUCCAAACGUAUGGCAUCGAAAAAUUGUAUGGUGAAGAAAUUGGAAGCCAUAGAGACUCUAGGUUGUACCAGUGUCAUAUGUUCGGACAAAACUGGAACUUUGACACAAAAUAAGAUGAAAGUUGUGCAUCUUUUCUAUGACAAUCAAGCCUAUUAUGUCAUGGUUGACGGGGAAUCCCUCGAUAAGGAAACCCAAGCGUUUCAGGCCCUAUGUCAGGUUGCUGUGCUUUGUAGUAGAGCGACGUUUGUGAUUGGUCAAGACCAUCUUCCUUUGAAUGAAAGAGAAACAAUAGGAGAUGCGAGUGAAUCAGCGUUGUUGAAAUGUAUGGAAAUGUUGUUGGGAAAUGUGUCGAUGAAAAGAAGGGAUAAUCCCAAGGUGUGCGAAAUCCCCUUCAAUUCCACCAACAAAUACCAAGUUUCGAUUCACCAAAUCAAAAGCGAAUUUGUCCUUUUGAUGAAAGGAGCCCCCGAACGCAUCCUAGAUCGUUGUUCAACAAUCCUGCGUUUCGAUGAAACCUCAUCCCUGACCCAAGAUAUCAAAAACGGGAUUAUGAGAGCUAUCAAUAAUUUGGGAUUAAAAGGGGAACGUGUUUUGGCUUUCGCCGAUUUGCAAUUACCAUCAGCGAUUUAUAACAAGAAUUACGUCUUCAAUGUUGAGAAACCAAAUUUUCCAUUGACUGGAUUAAGGUUUGUCGGAUUGAUUUCAAUGAUGGAUCCUCCUCGUCCCGCCGUUCCCGACGCUGUUAGUAAAUGUAAAACGGCAGGAAUUAAAGUCAUCAUGGUGACAGGGGAUCAUCCUAUCACAGCCGCAGCGAUUGCAAAACAAGUCGGGAUUUUGUCCCAACAAAGUGUAACAUCUUAUGAUAUAGCAUUGAGAAGGGACGUUUCAGUCAGUUUAGUUACUGAUAAAGAGAAAAGUAUGUGUAAUGCGGCUGUUAUCACUGGAAGUGAUUUGAGAGAAAUGACAACGACUGAAUUACAAAAUAAUUUGUUGACAUAUCAAGAAAUUGUUUUCGCAAGGACAAGUCCCCAACAAAAACUGAAAAUUGUGGAGGCGUUUCAGAAACUGGGGCACAUUGUGGCCGUUACAGGAGAUGGGGUUAAUGACUCUCCAGCCUUGAAAAAGGCUGACAUUGGUAUCGCGAUGGGCAUUGCCGGCACCGACGUGUCCAAAGAGGCUGCCGACAUGAUCCUCCUUGACGACAACUUCUCGUCGAUAGUGACCGGAGUUGAGGAGGGCCGUCUCAUUUUUGACAACUUAAAAAAAAGUAUUGCUUAUCUCCUGACAUCAAAUGUGCCCGAAAUUGUGCCUUUUAUUGCUAUGGUAUUUAUAAAUAUACCACCAGUGAUUGGUAUUUUAGCCAUAAUGGUAAUUGAUGUUGGGACGGAUUUAUGGCCGGCUAUUAGUCUCGCGUAUGAGAAAGCCGAAGCUGAUAUUAUGACACGGCGACCCCGCGACCCCUUUUACGACAAACUUGUCAAUCACCGAUUGAUUCUAUUGACCUAUGCCCAAAUUGGGGUCAUCCAGACUUGUGCAAGCUUUGCGUCGUAUUUUUUGUGUAUGAUGGAGCAUGGGUUUUUUUGGGGUCGUCUCGUAGGUUUAAGACACGAUUGGAUCGAUAAAGAUAAAAUAGUUAAAGAUUCGUAUGGCCAAGAGUGGACUUAUGAGGAGCGCAAGAUUUUAACGCGGAAAUGUUACAGUAGUUUUUUUCUGUCGAUAGUAUUGACACAAGUGGCUGAUUUGAUAAUUUGUAAAACGAGAAGAUUGUCGUUGUUUCAGCAAGGGAUGACGAAUUGGGUGCUGAAUGCUGGAAUUUUUGUCGAGUUGAGUAUAGCAGCGUUGGCGGUGUAUUGUCCCGGUUUGAGGAUGUUGUUGCAGUUUGAACCGAUCAGUUUGGAUAUUUUGGUGCCGACUCUACCAUUCGCGAUUAUUAUUUUUUCGUUCGACGAGGUGAGGAAGCUGUUGAUUAGGAGGCAUCCUGGGGGGUUGAUCGACAGAGAGACUUAUUAUUAAUCAAUUAUU
Messenger RNA from Tribolium madens (black flour beetle), 3046 nucleotides. Its product is annotated as sodium/potassium-transporting ATPase subunit alpha-like. Gene Ontology annotation, molecular function: ATP binding; P-type sodium:potassium-exchanging transporter activity; ATP hydrolysis activity. The record is from RefSeq and is a predicted model, not a curated record. Gene Ontology annotation, cellular component: membrane. Gene Ontology annotation, biological process: sodium ion export across plasma membrane; potassium ion import across plasma membrane; proton transmembrane transport. NCBI's taxonomy places the organism in Eukaryota, Metazoa, Arthropoda, Insecta, Coleoptera, Tenebrionidae. The coding region runs from base 14 to 3037 and encodes 1007 amino acids. The transcript is spliced from 8 exons.